Messenger RNA from Psilocybe cubensis, 840 nucleotides. RefSeq lists its product as uncharacterized. Bases 1 to 840 code for a protein of 279 amino acids. The record is from RefSeq and is a predicted model, not a curated record. NCBI's taxonomy places the organism in Eukaryota, Fungi, Basidiomycota, Agaricomycetes, Agaricales, Agrocybaceae. The transcript is spliced from 3 exons.
AUGUCCCAGUCAACAGCACAUAAUCGGGAUCUUGAGUACGGGGGAGAAUAUGAUGCACUGAAUAGAGACUCCCCGCUGUCAAACAAUUAUGAACCUCCAACACCAACAGCUGGCACCCGUUCCAUCUACGCUCUCACUCGUGGGGAAAUUACGAGAGGCGUUGCCAAUCGUUUUGUGCAUUCUAGAGUCUAUAUUGUGCUCUACCUGGCGAUGGCAGCAUUGUCAGUGACGACAGUGGUGUUGAGCUUGACCGACGGCUGCCCAGGUCUAGCUUUCUACAUCUUGGAAAUAAUCAUCAACGUAUCUAUGAUCCUGGAAGUUGGAGUACGAUUUGUUGCCCUCGGAAAGGUACCAGUACUUCUUGCCACAUUUUUUAUCUUUGCUCACAUGGGCAUCUUCAAGCAAUUUUGGAAAUCUCCGUUUAACAUUGUCGACCUGAUAUUGACAAUAUUCUGCGCACUUACGCUGCUAGUUCUAGCUUUUGCGAAGUGCGGAGCUGGUAGUAAAGAAGAAGCAAUCUUCGAUACACUGUUGCUAGUGGCCCGUAAUGUCCUCCAAUUUGGGCGUCUUGCAGCCGUAAUGAGACAAUCCGGGCAAUCAAUCUUUUCGAGACCGAAGCCCAUAGAUAUAAAUGCUGCCCGACGGGCAGGGUUCCUAGAUCUCGAGUAUGAGAGCGAGGACGAAGUUGACGGAGAAUUGAGUAGGCCGCUAGUCCGGAACUCUGUGCUGUUCGAUGCACAAAGGCCAGAUAAUACACCAAAGACAACCACACCGAUGCCCCGCGCUGCGCAGGCUCUUCGUGACAGGGACACGGAGGAUGUGUGGGCAGAACUUGGAUAA